Molecule: messenger RNA, 1482 nt
Organism: Lodderomyces orthopsilosis Co 90-125
Lineage: Eukaryota; Fungi; Ascomycota; Pichiomycetes; Serinales; Debaryomycetaceae
Gene: VAN1
Product: Van1p
Exons: 2
Coding region: 1-1482 (493 amino acids)
Biological process (GO): protein N-linked glycosylation; cell wall mannoprotein biosynthetic process
Cellular component (GO): mannan polymerase complex
Molecular function (GO): alpha-1,6-mannosyltransferase activity
Source: RefSeq, a predicted model, not a curated record
AUGUCGUUACGAAGUUUGACGCCUGACCUUUAUGGCACCAAAAAGAAUACUGAUUUACCGAUAUUUAACAAAUUUACUCCGAAGAAACAUUCUAAUCGUAUAUUAAUCAAGAGGAUAUUUUAUACACUUGUACUUGUACUACUCACGUAUACUAUUUAUUCCAACGUUAUUGUCGGUGACAGUCCGAAACUUCCAUCACUUUCAAAAUCUGAUAUUGAAGAUAAUCUAGAAAGAGAGGUAGAGCUCCAGCGACAACAACAAGAGGAGGACUUACUCAACAAUGAUCACCAAGAAUUUAAAGUUACCAAAGAUGGUGUACAAGAAGUUACAGAUCCAAUGGAAAUUACAACUGAUGAUUUGAAAAGAAAUAAUGUUGAAUACUUUGACUUGAACGAUUAUCAAGGCUCAUCUGAUGGGAACAGUAAAGGUGAUGUUGUGCUAUUUCUUAUGCCUUUGAGAAACGCUGAACAUGUGUUGCCCAUGGCAUUUUACAAUUUGAUGAAUUUAACCUACGACCACCUGUUGAUAGAUAUUGCGUUCCUUGUAUCAGACUGUUCUCCAGAUGAUACCACAUUAGAAACUGUUUUCAGAUACUCAAUGGCAUUGCAAAACGGUACUUUGGUUGAUUUAUUAAAAGAAGAAGAACAACAACAAAAUGGAGCGCAAGUGAAAGGCUCCAAUGAUUUGUACCAAUCUUAUAUGGAACCUUCGUAUAUGGAAAACGUCAAAAAGGCCUACAGUAACCCAGAAACCCACCAUAAAAAUUACAGAACCCCAUUUAGAUCUGUCACGAUUUUUAAGAAAGAUUUUGGACAGGUGAUUGGACAAGGAUUCAGUGAUCGUCAUGCAGUCAAAGUCCAAGGUAUACGAAGAAAAUUAAUGGGUAGAGCUAGAAACUGGUUGACCUCUAGUGCCUUGAAGGCAGAUCACUCGUGGGUUUAUUGGAGAGACGUAGAUAUAGAGACCUGUCCAGGAAAUGUGAUUGAAGAACUUAUGCUGCAUGAUUAUGAUGUCAUGGUUCCCAAUGUCUGGCGUCCCUUGCCUACAUUUUUGGGGAAUGAACAACCAUACGAUUUGAACUCAUGGAUUGAGUCAGAUGCAGCAUUGGAACUUGCUAAAACAUUGGCUGAAGAUGAUGUCAUUGUCGAAGGGUAUGCUGAAUACCCCACAUGGCGUGCCCAUUUAGCCUAUAUUCGUGAUCCAAAUGGUAAUCCUCGUGAAGUAGUUGAUUUGGAUGGUGUUGGAGGAGUAUCAAUUUUGGCCAGAGCCAAAAUCUUUCGCCAAGGCGUCCACUUUCCAGCAUUCACAUUCUUGAACCAUGCUGAGACUGAGGCGUUUGGAAAAAUGGCCAAAAAAAUGGGUUUCCGCGUUGGCGGUUUGCCUCAUUACACAAUUUGGCAUAUCUAUGAACCCAGUGAAGAUGAUUUGCAAAAGAUAUCGAAAUUGGAAAGAAGCCGAAGGAGGAAAGCUAAACAUAGUUAA